AUGUCUUCCACAGUGAAAAAGAAGAAAACAGCCGAUACAACAAAAGAAAAACAAUUAUAUACAAUCGGCCAGAUCAAAGAACUUCAAAUGCUCAAUUUUAUGUGUCAUAAAAAUUUUUCUAUGAAAUUUCAUCCAACUCCCAUGCAAAUCGUUACCGGUGCAAAUGGUUCAGGGAAAUCAACCAUAGCCAAUGCUAUUUGUCUUUGUCUGGGCGCUCAAGCAAGAACUACCGGUCGAACAGCAAAUGUUCAAUCGUUCAUCCGUAAAGGAGAAACUUCUGCAGAAUUGACGAUCACAUUAGCCAAUGAAGGUGCUGAAGCGUAUAAACCUGAACUUUAUGGAAAAGAAAUUCAGAUCGUACGAAGGAUCUCUGCAGCUCGAUCAUUCUACAAAGUACUGGGUGAGCAUCGUAAGAUCAUUGGCAGUGGGAAAGAAACUGUUGCUGAAAUUAUUCAAGCAUUAUCAAUUUCACCCGAAAAUCCAUUAUGUGUUUUGCAUCAAGAAAUCGCCAAAACGUUCUUGUUGAACAGUGAUGCUCGAAAGAAGUAUCAAUUCUAUAUGAAAGUGUCUCAAUUGGACCAAAUCAAACAAGCUUAUGAAGAAGCCGUUUGUACUGUACAAUCAAUUAGUCAACGAAUAAAUAUGAUGAAAGAAAAACAUGUUGAUAUGCUUCGAGCAAUGGAACCAUUAGAUCAACAAGUGAAAAAGAUUGAAAUCCGUCGUGACCAAGAAGAGAAUAAGCACAAAUUAGAAGUAGAAUUAAUCGUAGCACGUGGCAACGAAGCUCAACAAGAAUUGUCGACGAUAAAAAAUGAACUAGAUCAAACACAGAAGAGCAAAGAUGAAACAGAAAAGCGAUUCACCGAAAUAACAAAUCGAAUGAACGAUCUCGAUCGAAGAAUAAAAGAGUUUUCGCUCGAUAAAGAAGACGUGGAAAAAGAUCUUUCCGGUCCCAACGGUCUGCGGGAAUUGAAUUAUCAAUUUUCCAAAGAAAAGAAAGAAAUUGAAUUGUUGAUUUACCGAUUAUCACGUGACUGUGAAAAAUGUCAUCAAUCGCUAACUGAAAUCGAAGAGGAGCAAAAGCGCUUGAAAAAACACAUGGAUGAACAUCAAAAUCUGAGCCAAGAGUCGAAUCAAAGCGAUCGCGAACGUCUGCAGGUUGAAAAUGAAAUUCAAACUCGUGAAAAUCAACAAUUACAAUGGAAUAAAGCGAUGACGACCUACACCGAAGAAAUCAAUGCAAAUAACGAAACUAUUCGUACUAAAAAAUCAACACUUGAUCUCAUUCAAAACGAACUGAAACAGAAAAAACAAGAACUCGAUGAAUUGGAAAAACUGGAAAAAGAUCGAGCAAGUGCUUAUGGAGCAUGGAUGCCUGAUUGUCUCAAGGCUAUUCAAAACGACAAUAGAUUUAAGAAGAAACCUAUUGGACCUAUCGGUCGAUAUAUACGUUGUACUGAACCACGUUGGGCCUAUGCUGUAGAAAAACAUUUGGCAUCGAUUAUGUCAGCAUUUAUUUGUUCGGAAUAUCAUGAUGAACGUAUUUUACUGGAACUAUUUGCAACCUAUGCAAGUGGAUAUCGUCCAGUGAUUUUCACGAUGAAAUAUCGAGACAGAACACCAGAUAUAUCUGGCACACUGGAACGAAUAAGCCGUGCGAAUCUUUUGUCGUUUUAUCACGUUCUCAAAAUUGAGAAUGUUGUGGUUGAAUGUGCUCUGAUCGAUUUGAAGCAAAUCGAAGCGACGAUUUUGAUAGAGAAUUUAGAAGCUGCGAAACAACUUCGACGAACUGGUGCUCUGCUUUGGGAAAGUGUCAAUAACAAGGUGAAACGAGUUGUAGAAGCAUGGACAUGCGAUGGUUCGAAUGUGAAACUGGACAAGGCGUUUCGAAUUUACACAAAUGAUCGACAACCGCUUCGAUACUUCUCAUCAAAUACUACACAGUCGUUGUCGAACGAAGAAUUAAAUAAAGAGAUAAAAGAUUUACACGAACAAGUCAAUCAAACGAAUGUAUCAAUUGACGAUUUAAAAGCACAACGACAAAGAGCGGUCACUGAAUUAGAAACGAUGAAGAAAUCAAGCGUAGAAAAUCAAAAGAAACUGAAAGAGUUGAUGAAGGCAUUAGAUCGAAUAAACUCCGUCAUGCCAAUCACGUACGACUUCACUACGGAAGAAUUGGAAGAAAAGAUGAACGAAUGUAAUCUCGCUUAUAUAUCAGCAAAGGCGAAAUUUGACGAAGCCAUAAAAGCAAAAGAAUUGAAACAUCAAGAUCUCGUUGAUACCACGCAAAAGUAUGAAAAUAUCGUGAAAAAGGUUGAGUCGAAAACGAAAGAAAUCAUGGAUAUUGACGAGAAAAUAGUCGAAGAACGAUCGAAAUAUCAGGACAUGAAUCAACAGAUAUCACGAUUAACAAAGAAAUCAACUCAAUUGAAUGAAGAUAUUGAAAAGUAUGAAGAAAGAAUAGCUGAUUUAUCCAAAAAACUCCCUAAGAAAUCCAAAGCAUCGAAGUCAACAAACCGUUCUGUUCGUGAGAUUCAACUCGAACUCGAUGGAAUCAAUCAUUUUCUCACAUCGAAUGAAGACACACAAGAACAACGUCGACAAGUUAUUGAGGAAUUCAAAACCAAACGAGAUGCGGCUUCGACUUUUAAAAAGCUUUGCGACCGAUGCCAAGCACAACUAAAACAUCUUGAAACGUUUGUCAAUAAACGUAAGGAACGUUUUGGUAGAAUCGCUGAUCAACAUCAAUUUUUACUUCGACGUAAAUUUGAAGAUUUGAUGGAGAAACAUUAUUUCAACGAUUGCGAUAUUAAAAUUGAUCAUAAACGUGAAGAACUUGAAAUUAUUAUCAAAAAGAAUCAGCGUAGCGUAGCUUCGUUAUCCGGUGGUGAACGCUCGAUAUCGACAUUCUGCUUUCUGGUUGCUCUUUGGGGGUCGAUUUACCAACCAUUUCGACUACUUGAUGAAAUUGAUAUUUAUAUGGAUAAUGAAAAACGUAACUCGUCUCUUGAACUUCUCUAUGAAAAUACUCGGUAUUACUCGUCUUCCCAACACGUUAUCUUUACUCCACAAGCGAUUGAUCCACAAGUAUGGAAAACUCGUGAAGUACCCAUAUUUUGUAUGCCAACGCCGAAACGUUCUUUGGAAUAG
Adineta ricciae is the source of this 3150-nucleotide messenger RNA. The record is from the annotation of a GenBank genome assembly. NCBI's taxonomy places the organism in Eukaryota, Metazoa, Rotifera, Eurotatoria, Adinetida, Adinetidae.